AUGAGCUCCAAAGAAGACGUAAAGGGCUCGUCGGUAGAAGAACGAAGACGAAGCCCACUGGAUCAUCUUCCUCCGCCUGCGAACUCCAACAAACCACUCACUCCCUUCAGUAUAGAGGAUAUUCUGAACAAACCGUCAGUUAAACGAAGUUAUACGAUUUGCGGGACAGCGCACCUGAUUUCAUCCACUGAAAAGCUUUCUCCGGCGGGUCUUACCUUGUCGAAUCGAGCACUUCUCAGCCAGACUUCACCGCUUUGCGCCCUGGAAGAAUUAGCCAGCAAAACAUUUAAAGGUCUUGAAGUGAGUGUUCUCCAGGCGGCCGAAGGGCGGGACGGAAUUACACUAUUUGGCCAGCGGAACACUCCGAAAAAGCGAAGGAAGUCCCGGACAGCGUUCACCAAUCACCAGAUCUAUGAACUGGAGAAAAGGUUUCUGUAUCAGAAGUAUCUGUCUCCCGCGGAUAGAGAUCAAAUCGCCCAACAACUGGGACUGACGAACGCCCAAGUUAUCACCUGGUUUCAAAACCGCAGAGCCAAACUCAAAAGGGACUUGGAAGAAAUGAAAGCGGACGUGGAGUCGGCCAAAUCGGUUGGUCCGGUAUCUUAUGAAAAAAUGGCUAAAUUGGCAGACCUCGAGAGAUGCGCAGCUGGAGGACUCGACAAUUCAAGAGCGAUGUCCCCGGCGCUGUCUAACCACGAGCACGACAUUUCAAGCCAACACCUUUCUCCUUCAUCCCCCUUUACCGACCAAACAACGAGUAAAGAAUGUUCGGAAGACGAAGACGUGGAAAUUGACGUAGAUGACUGA
Messenger RNA from Conger conger (European conger), 807 nucleotides. RefSeq names its product ladybird homeobox 1a (gene lbx1a). Gene Ontology annotation, biological process: regulation of DNA-templated transcription. Lineage: Eukaryota; Metazoa; Chordata; Actinopteri; Anguilliformes; Congridae. Bases 1 to 807 code for a protein of 268 amino acids. The record is from RefSeq and is a predicted model, not a curated record. The transcript has 2 exons. Gene Ontology annotation, molecular function: DNA-binding transcription factor activity, RNA polymerase II-specific; DNA binding.